UUGUGAGAAAACUGAGUUUUGUUGAGUCUCGUAAACUGGAAUGGGAAAUUAUCAUUGAGUAAAGAGUGAAGAUUCACUGGAACCGUCAAUUCAGCUCUUCACUGGAAACACCCCUUGAGGUCUGCACAUGAUGCAGGUGGGUGAGUUCAGUAGAACAACGUUCCUGCUUCCAGCUCCAGGAAAUGGAAAAUUUGCUCAGGUCUUGUUGGGUUUUAAUUGAAUUAGAUCUAAAACAGUGCUCUAAGAUUUUCUAUGCAAACAUUUAUGUUUCCCUUCCAAAAAACACUCUACAGAAGGCAGACAGCCUGCAGUGGCACAGGCUGGCCCUGUGGGAUCACGGGGCAGAAAUCCUCUUUGCCAUAAGCACUUGGACACAUCUGGUGACUCCCGCUCUCUUGCCAGAAUGGGAAGACCACAUCUGCCCCCUUCAACAGAGGCAGCUCAUGUAAUUCUGUGAGGGUAAUGUCCCAUCAAAGCACAUAGACCAGGAGUCCCGACCCACAAGAAGCACUGCCAGGAUUCGUCUCCAUCCCGAUCCCUGUGCCUACAGUCACCAGGUAGGGCCACCCCGCGCCGCUGCGGGAAGCUGAAGAAGGAGCAUAAGGAGUUCCUGGCAUUGCUCUCCUUGUUCACCAGAAAUCCGCUUUGCUUGCCCUCAGCUGUUGCGGGGGAAAGUUGGUCGACAGAAAUAAACAUUUAUUAUUGCCUCUAACAAAAGAUCUGAAGAGCUAGUUAGUGUGUUGUUCUUCCCCAAAAGAAUGAAAGGAGGAAAUGAUUCUGCGCUCCUCCAUGCAAUUCCCAUGUUAGUAGAUGUAUUUUAUUUGGACAGAUGACAGGCAUUAGUGAAUUGUUUCCUACUGAGACCACACAGAUGAGCAAAAGUAACUUAGAAAACAGUUAACCAAGAGAACAACGUAAUUGCACUGUUGUCAAACUCACUGGAAACCCCAGAAAUAUAUAUGGGAAGCCCAGUUGUCCUAAGGGAGUUAUUCAGGCCUAUUUAAUGCUCAGACUGUUUAAACAUGGAAAAAUUGGCCCUUGUCCCUCACUGUGAAGGUUUCUUCAUUGUCUUAUUUAAUAUUUUUGAUGUUGGCAAUGUAAUUAUGAGCAGGCAGGUUUAACCUGGCAGCACACAGCCACCUGUGAGCACGGAGAGGGGAGAAAUCCCACAGCCAACUGUAGAAAAAUGACUGCACAGACAGGAGUCAUGGAUGGAUCUGGGAUGGAUCUGCCCAUGUCAGGCAUUACUGUGCUUUCCUCUCAAACACAGACCCAACGUGUUGUUUUUCAUGUUGGCCAUUGAACACAGCCCUCAAACAGAGCACAGCUGCUCCUUCUGAGCAGGUUUAUAUGCUUCCCCUCAUCAGGAAAAGGUGGGUAUGGUUUGCUCUUGGAGAGCGAGGAGGUGAAUCACAGUGAGAAGAGAAACUGUGCCUGACUGCCUCAGCUGGGGUUUGGAAGAGAGGAGCCCCUCAUCUGAAGCUUUGCUGGGGGGACCAGAAGGCUGCAGAGAUUUUCCUCCACCAGAGCCGGGUGCUGGUGCAAGCUGGGGCUGAAGACACUUGGGUACAUGGAAGGAAGGAUGCAGGAGAAAAGUAAAGCAGAAGCUCCCCGUGAGGAACGCUUUCCCAUGUGCAGCACUCAGCUCCAACAGCUCAUGCAAUGGGGAGUGGUUGUAUUGGAAAGUGAACAUCAGAGGGCUUGUGUGCUGCACUGGUACUGCAGGCAGAGGGGAAGCUGCUUCCGAAGCUGAAGAGCUUUUUCACGCAGGCUGCAAACCCUUUAGGCUUUUAGGAAAAUUGCCUGAAAUUCUAUCUGUAAAGAGACAAGCAGAGCAGCGUGCUGGACCGAUGUGAUGUUUAUGUCAAGUAAGUGAGAGCUGAGCAUCUUUGUCACAGUGCCGGGAAGGAGCGCUUGGGGGGCAAGGGCAGUCAGGGCUGAGCGGGGCCGGCUGUUCCCCAUGUAGAUGUGCCAAGUCCAUACCCCACAUGGUGCUGGUGAGCAGGGAACGAGAUGGUUUUACAGCACUGAGCAUCCUGCGUUGAGAUUUGCUCUUACUAAGUGACGCUGCCAGAGCUGUGACCUCUGCCACAGUGCUCUGCUCUCCAGAAUGCUCCAAAAGCCCCAAGGCGUGCGUGGGGUCCUGGCAGCAAAGCAGCUCCUCCAGUGUGGGGCUGGUUCCCCUGCACCCAGAGUUCCCAUUGUCACUUAAUUGGACCAGAAGUCUGCUGACUUUGAGGGAGAGCUAAGGAACCACUUCAUGUCACGUUGGCAGUGAGCUGCUGGAUGAGAGCUGCCCUGGCUCUCCCCAAACCCCGCAGCCAGGCCCCCAGCCUCCAUCCCACUCCCAGAACGCCCCACAACUCUUUCCUUCCUCUCCCUAUCCCCAUCCUCACCCCUCACUGUGCAAGAUUCUGUGUCCGUUCCCCCCAUCUCUCCUCCCAUGUGUGUUUUUUGACACUGAGGUUUCUCACCUCUUGUCUUCUGAAAAAAGAAAUGUGUUGCCUACCAUGCUCUCAUCCUCCUCUGCUUUCUGUUCCACCAAACUUACAGAUUCUCUCCUUUUCUCCUCAUCCUCCUAAUGCCUGCCCAGCCCUGCAGUCCUGCCCAGUACAGCACUGAAACCCCACUGCUCGGAGGAGGGGAGGAACUGUAAGGCAACAGCUGAAAUACAACAGCUCUGCGGCAACUGCAGGAUAACCGAGUUUUCCAUCCUUAGACCUGAGAUCCCUCGCCAGCCACCCAGUGCCUCCCGACACGAGAUGACCACGCUCCCCAACAACUCACUGUGCCAACACGCCAUCGAUGACUUCCGAAACCGCGUGUACUCCACGCUGUACUCCAUGAUCAGCAUCAUGGGCUUUGUUGGCAACGGCGUCGUGCUGUUUGUGCUCAUCAGGACGUUCCGGCAGCGCACGGCCUUCCAGGUGUACAUGCUCAACCUGGCCGUGUCCGACUUCCUCUGCGUGUGCACGCUGCCGCUGCGCGUGGUCUACUACGUCCACCAAGGGAACUGGUUCUUCAGCGACAUCCUGUGCAGGCUCAGCUCCUACGCCUUGUACGUCAACCUCUACUGCAGCAUUUUCUUCAUGACUGCCAUGAGCUUCUUCCGCUGCAUAGCCAUCGUUUUUCCGGUUCAGAACAUGAGUUUGGUCACGGAGAGGAAGGCUAAAAUCGUGUGCGUCGGGAUCUGGAUUUUUGUUACCUUGACAAGCACUCCUUUUCUGCAGAAUGGGACUUAUCAACACGGCAACAAGACCAAGUGCUUCGAACCCCCAGAAGACGCCCAGAAGACCAAAGUGAUCGUGGCCCUGGAUUUUAUUGCCCUCUUCUUGGGUUUCAUCCUUCCCUUUAUCAUCAUAACCAUCUGCUACACCAUGAUCAUAAGGACCCUCCUGAAGAACUCCCUGAAGAAGAACCAGGCCAACCGCAAGAAGGCCGUCUGGAUGAUCAUCAUCGUGACGGCCACCUUCCUGGUGAGCUUCACCCCGUACCACGUCCUGCGCACCGUGCACCUGCACGUGCUGCGGCUGCGGCGCGCCAGCUGCGAGGACACGGCCUUCCUGCAGAAGUCGGUGGUGGUGACGCUGCCGCUGGCCGCCGCCAACUGCUGCUUCGACCCCUUGCUCUACUUCUUCUCGGGGGGCAACUUUCGGAAGAGGCUGACCACCUUCAGGAAGGCUUCCUCCUCCAGCAUCACGCAAGCCUUCAGGAAAAAGUUCUCCCUGAAGGAGAGAGACGAUGAACCCUUUGGGGAAAGCCAUAAGGAGAACGGGAGUGCCCCCGUGGUGGCUUCAUAACGCGGCGUGCCCUUCCCGUGGGAUCCCGGAUGGGAAUGGAGAUCUCUAAACUGUUCCAGGAGAUGUGAGCCUUCACUGAAUCCUAAAAUAGACGCUAAAUUAUUUACACGGCAGAGGUCAGGAUGAUUCCUGCUCUGCUCCCAGAUGCUUUUGCUUUGGACUUCAGUUUCAAAAUGCAGUGUGCAUGUGGGGCUCGCAGGAUCAGUGCCUGUGUCUGGAAAUCCCAGGUCGGGGCUCAUCCCCCUCGCCCACUCUGCAAGCAGCAGCCCUGGGUGCUGGGGCAGCACGUCUGCAGAGGCUGAGCAGCAGCAGCUUCGGUGGAAUUGCCCAUGAUGUGCAGCCUGGAUGCAUCUCCGGAGGCACAGUGGUGCCUUGCCGCUGCUGAGGGGUAAGGAUUGGAUGUGGUUCCUUCUGAAUUCCUAAAGAAACGUUCUUUGUGGGAGCACCUUCAAAGUUACGGUAGCCCAGCAUGUGCUUGAAAUGUAUUACAUUGUGUCUGGUCUUGUAAGUGAUGGCUGUGAGAUCCGGGUUAUCGCUCCGGUUCUUCAAGAGUUUUGCCUAAAAGUAGAGCUCUGGGUGCCCAGAGCCUGGAGCAGGAUCAGGCCCUUCUGAAGUACUGAUUAAAUCUUAAAAAAAAUGAAGUGGUAGAUGUAGUUUUUAAAAAUAGCCAACUGUGAGGGACACCUGGUCCUGUUCAGGAGUGCUCUUGUUAACACCUUGCAGAAAAGCUGCAACCCAAGGCUCUGCAAGGACCUGGGCUGACCUGGCCAUCGAGAGCCAGAGAGCUCGCAGGGAGAUGUGAGCGAUGCCAUUCUGAGCUCAGGCUGAUGGAAACACAGAUUGGAAAGAGAAACUUCCAGAUCCUGGGCGCGAGGACCCAUUCCUGAAGUUCCCCAGUUAAGCCCACUGUAAAUAAAUCAGUGCUGCGUUGUUUUGGUGAUAUCCAAAAUAAAGGCACAGCAUCAGACAGAAACGGUCUUAAUCCUACAAGAAUUUUGUAGCUGAAAAACAGCGGUUGCUAAUGAGCAGCAAGUAUGUUGGGAUGGUGCAGGACUGAGGAGGUUACUUGGUGUCAUCUUAAAUAAAGGGACAGAAAUCACUGUGAAAACAAGCAAGCUUUGGAAUACGUAGAAAAUAACAUACGCUUUCCCAAAUUUUAAAAUAUCGUGCAUUGUAUAGUAAAACUAAGUGUGUAUAUAUAUGUGUGUUGCAAAGCAUUUUUAUUCUAGAAUUAUUUUUUUUCCCCAUUAUUUUUUAUUUUACUUUUUUAUGAGGCAACGCGUACGGCAAAAAUGGUUUCGUUUUGUGUGACGGGAAAGGCUGUCAAGAAAGAGACAAAAUAAAAUGGAAACGUU
Numida meleagris (helmeted guineafowl) is the source of this 5155-nucleotide messenger RNA. RefSeq names its product cysteinyl leukotriene receptor 1 (gene CYSLTR1). Gene Ontology annotation, biological process: G protein-coupled receptor signaling pathway. The record is from RefSeq and is a predicted model, not a curated record. Gene Ontology annotation, molecular function: leukotriene receptor activity. The coding region runs from base 2763 to 3800 and encodes 345 amino acids. Lineage: Eukaryota; Metazoa; Chordata; Aves; Galliformes; Numididae. Gene Ontology annotation, cellular component: plasma membrane. The transcript has 4 exons.